This is a messenger RNA of Cygnus atratus (black swan), 3175 nucleotides long. RefSeq names its product ring finger protein 145 (gene RNF145). Gene Ontology annotation, cellular component: endomembrane system; endoplasmic reticulum. The coding region runs from base 275 to 2344 and encodes 689 amino acids. The record is from RefSeq and is a predicted model, not a curated record. The transcript has 11 exons. Lineage: Eukaryota; Metazoa; Chordata; Aves; Anseriformes; Anatidae. Gene Ontology annotation, molecular function: zinc ion binding; ubiquitin protein ligase activity.
CAUGCGCGGCGUGGGGCGUCGGGCGCGCGCAGGCAGCGGGGCCAUGGCCGCCCUGCUGCGGGGCCGUGCGCUGGCGGCGCCCUGAGGCGGCGCGGCGCGGCCAUGGUGCCUCGGGGAGCCGCUCUGCCGCCACCGCCGGGCACCGAGCCGCCGCUCUGAGGCGCCGAGCCCCCGCCGCGGGACCGACAGGAGGAGGAGGGAGAAUAGGAACAAGAGGCGGCGGCCACGACCACCGCCGCUUCAGUCUGCUGCCAAUUCACGGAAAGGGAAGAGAAUGGCUGCGAAGGAGAAGUUGGAGGCAAUAUUAAAUGUGGCCCUGAGGGUCCCGAGCAUCAUGCUGUUGGAUGUCUUGUACAGGUGGGACGUCAGCUCAUUCUUCCAGCAGAUCCAAAGAAGUAGCCUGCACAACAACCCUCUCUUCCAGUACAAGUACUUGGCCCUUAAUAUGCAUUAUGUGGGUUACAUCUUAAGCGUUGUGCUCCUCACUUUACCAAGGCAACACCUUGUUCAGCUUUACCUGUACUUUCUGACCGCAUUGCUGCUGUAUGCUGGGCACCAGAUUUCCAGGGAUUACGUGAGAAGUGAAUUGGAAUCAGGGUAUGAAGGGCCAAUGUACUUGGAGCCUCUCUCAAUGAAUCGUUUCAUGACUGCUUUAGUAGGUCAGCUGGUGGUAUGUACGCUCUGCUCCUGCGUCAUGAAAACAAAACAGAUCUGGCUCUUCUCUGCUCAUAUGCUCCCUCUGCUGGCACGGCUCUGCCUCGUCCCGUUGGAAACCAUCGUCGUCAUCAACAAAUUUGCCAUGAUUUUCACUGGUUUGGAAGUUCUCUACUUUCUGGCAUCAAAUCUUCUGGUGCCCUAUAACUUGGCAAAGUCUGCAUACAGAGAGCUUGUCCAGGUGGUGGAAGUAUAUGGUCUCCUGGCUCUGGGAAUGUCUUUGUGGAACCAGCUGGUGGUCCCGGUUCUUUUCAUGGUGUUUUGGCUCGUCUUGUUUGCUCUUCAGAUCUAUUCCUAUUUCAGUACACGGGACCAGCCUGCCUCGAGAGAGAGGCUCCUCUUCCUCUUCUUGACAAGUAUUGCAGAAUGUUGUAGCACUCCAUACUCGUUGCUGGGCUUGGUCUUCACAGUCUCCUUCGUUGCUCUGGGAGUUUUGACUCUCUGCAAGUUUUACUUGCAGGGUUACCGAGCAUUCAUGAAUGACCCUGCUAUGAACAGGGGAAUGACUGAAGGAGUCACACUCCUGAUCCUGGCUGUGCAAACGGGUUUGAUUGAGCUCCAAGUUGUGCAUCGGGCAUUCCUGCUCAGUAUUAUUCUUUUCAUUGUGGUGGCAUCCAUCCUUCAGUCUAUGCUGGAAAUUGCCGAUCCCAUUGUCUUGGCAUUGGGAGCCUCAAGAGACAAGAGUCUGUGGAAGCACUUCCGAGCAGUCAGCCUCUGUUUGUUCUUACUUGUGUUCCCCGCGUACAUGGCCUACAUGAUUUGUCAAUUUUUCCACAUGGAUUUCUGGCUGUUGAUCAUUAUCUCCAGCAGUAUUCUAACCUCUCUUCAGGUGCUUGGGACGCUCUUCAUUUAUGUUUUGUUUAUGGUGGAAGAGUUCAGAAAAGAACCAGUAGAAAAUAUGGAUGACGUGAUUUAUUACGUAAAUGGCACGUACCGGCUGCUGGAAUUCCUUGUCGCUCUCUGUGUGGUGGCAUACGGUGUCUCAGAAACUGUCUUUGGCGAAUGGACUGUGAUGGGCUCUGUGAUCAUCUUCAUUCACUCCUAUUACAACGUGUGGUUGCGGGCCCAGCUGGGGUGGAAAAGUUUUCUUCUUCGCAGAGAUGCAGUGAACAAGAUCAAAUCACUGCCCAUUGCCACAAAAGAGCAGCUGGAGCAACACAAUGAUAUCUGUGCCAUCUGCUACCAGGAUAUGAAAACUGCUGUAAUCACACCAUGUAGCCAUUUUUUUCAUGCGGGCUGUCUUAAGAAAUGGCUGUAUGUGCAAGAAACCUGCCCUCUGUGCCACUGCCAACUUAAGAGCCCUUCACAGCUACCAGGACUGGGACCGGAGCCAGUUCAACAGCCAAAUCCUGGUGCAGAGCAAAAUACCAGACCUGGAGAUGCAGCCGAGCCCCCUGGUGUUGAACACGACAAUGGGCCAAACACAGACAACAACCCUAGCCAGAGCAGCGGACAGGUUGCUGACGGACAGGACAGCCUGGAGGCCUCUGCUGAGACUGAGGGGUCCCGGGGCAUGGACAGGGGCACAAGCCCGUGCGAGGCCAGCCAGGGAGCAGCCUGUGCUGCAGAACUAAUGGCAGCCCCAGAGAGGUGCCCUGCUCGAGACCCGAGGGUUAGCAUCCAGCUCUGAGGUGACAGAGGACGACGCAGGAACAAACACAUUUCAGAGAUUCAAGUUUGACUCAGAAGAAAACCUGUCCUUCCGCAUCUGUGAAAGAAGUUUAGGUGUUAAUGCUGGUCAAAAUGUAAUAUCCCGUGCUGAUUUUUGUGGGCUGCUUGGUAGCGGUAAUUCCAGUGAGAUGUAGUAAAAAAUGACUCCAGAAGCUCUCUGAACUGUGGGCAUAGGAAGGAUGUCUGGAAAUAAAUUGAAGUGGAAGAGUGUUUUCAACAUGUAGGUGAGGGAUGAGAAGAACGGGAGAUCUGUGAGAGGUGGUAGGCAGAUGGACAAAACGCUAGCUUUUGUUUUGGCCAGGAGGAGGGCAUCGAAUACAGCCAUGUCCCAGGGUACCAGAGAGGUGUUAAAUGCAGUGACUUGCUAGUCUCUGACCGAGGUGCAGCUUUGGUUUCUGACAAUUUUUUAUGGCACGUAAGCAAAAAAUCAAAGAUACAACAUCAGUGAUUGUACUAGAAGAUGGAAGCACUCUUAAUACGUCAUGUGUAUGCUUUGGGUGUUCUUGGUGGGGCAAUUGCAUUUGAAUUCAUGUAAUCUAUAGUGACUCUUGACUUUUAUGACGGAGUCUUCAAUAUUUUGAUGUAUAUGAAACUUUUGCUAAUAAUGGCACAGUCUGGGCUGCAUGAAGUAAACUAAAGCUCUAAUGAACACUUUGGCCUCUGCCACCACGUGCAGGAGGAAAGUGGGAUGAGUUUUAGGGCACAGAGAGAAGCCUCGCAGUACUGUGCUGUGUAAUGUUUAAUUCUUGCAGCUGAAUUAAAACAGUAUUAAACUCUGGCGAUAUUUGCA